Molecule: messenger RNA, 1308 nt
Organism: Macrobrachium nipponense
Lineage: Eukaryota; Metazoa; Arthropoda; Malacostraca; Decapoda; Palaemonidae
Product: probable glutamate receptor
Exons: 9
Coding region: 1-1308 (435 amino acids)
Cellular component (GO): membrane
Molecular function (GO): ligand-gated monoatomic ion channel activity
Source: RefSeq, a predicted model, not a curated record
AUGGCUCUGUCUGGACGUCAUUUGCGACUGGCCAGUGACUUCUGGAGUCCCUGGGUCAACUUCCAGUACGGGAAUAAUGGGUCACUGAGUAUGUCAGGAAUUGCUGUGGACAUCUUCGCUACCAUCGCUCGCCAGUUAAAUUUCACGUACGUCGUAAAAGUGCCACAGGACGGCGAAUGGGGGCGCGGAUUACCCAACGGGUCAUUUACCGGUCUGAUAGGACUAUGCCAGCGGAAUGAAGCCGACGUGGCCCUCGGACCCUUUGCCAUGUCAUGGGACCGUUACCAAGCAGUGGACUUCUCGACCACAAUCCAUUUCGACCAGUACGGAAUCCUGGUGCCCCGUCCCAAGAGGGAAGUGGAUCUGUCCGGGGUAACGAAGCCUCUUUCUUGGCAGGUAUGGGCAGCUUUAGCAGUUACGAUCUGCAUCAGCAUUGCUGUUGGCCUACUGAUGAAUGCCUUCAUCAAAUACACAUCGAACGCCAAGCGUAAUCCUGACGAGCAGCCGGCGGUCGACGAAAUCCAGAGCUCUUGGAUCACCAAAGUGAUGCUGACGGAAACCGUGGUUCCCGAGCCACUCGCAGCUCCAGGUCGUGUAUACUUACUCUCCUGGCUGUUCGCUGGUUUCAUCAUUCAAGCGGCUUACAGCGGAGUCUUGAUCUCGUUGCUGACGGUUCCCAAAAUGAACAUUCCGGUGAAUUCUUUGCAGGAUCUGCUCUCCCACGGGAAGAUUCCCUGGCUCAUCGAGCUCGGGUCACAUAUCCACCACACGUUUAUGAAGGCGGAAAGUGGGCUGUAUAAGAAAAUACUAAAGGAUGCUGUCAUCAUUAAGGCCUUCGGCGCUGAGCGCGAAUGGGCGAGAGAACAAAGGUUCGCGGCCAUCAUUCCCAUCACGAGCAUGAAAAAGGCCUUGAGUGACGACUACAGUAAGACCUCCAGCUGCUUUUACUAUAUAGCCAGGGAGCCAAUUGUGGGUGUUCCAUUUGCCUUGGCAUUUCCGAAGGGAAGCGACCUUGUCCAGCAUUUCAAUAAGUGGUUAGACGCCCAAAAAGAGUCUGGCAUUAUCGACCACAGCAUCAUUGGAGAAACGGCAAACGCAACAGCCUGUCUGGCGAACCCUGGGAAGGAAGGUACCAAAGGGUAUAUGCCAUUCUCAGUCAUGGAUUUGUCCGGCAUAUUUCUCAUCUUCGUUGUAGAUUCCCGUAUAUCAUUUUCUGGUAUGAUCUUAACUUCACAGUAUCGAGAUGGAAAAUUGUCUUUUUCCAAUCACAAGAUUCUUCAUUCUCUUCAGCCGCACCAAGCCAAAUAG